Drosophila willistoni is the source of this 1467-nucleotide messenger RNA. Its product is annotated as trichohyalin. The coding region runs from base 1 to 1467 and encodes 488 amino acids. NCBI's taxonomy places the organism in Eukaryota, Metazoa, Arthropoda, Insecta, Diptera, Drosophilidae. The transcript has 2 exons. The record is from RefSeq and is a predicted model, not a curated record.
AUGGCUACUGUCCGACAAGCCAAUGUAGAACAGCGAGAAAUUGAACGGCAACUCGACGCUCAGAAUCAUUCUGAAAGACGCCGCAGCGUACGAGUUAGACUUGAACAACGCCUUCGAAAUACGGAAUCGCGCCACCAAUCUCGUCUUAAUCCGGACUACAGUGUUGCAGAACAAGAACGAAACACAGUUGAACGUCGUCGAGCUCGCUUGGAUCCAAACUACAGCGCAAUUCAGCAGGCACGGGACACUCAAGGGCAUAGGCAAGCUCGCCUGGAUCCGGAAUACCGCGCUGCAGAACAAGGUCGAAACACGGCUGGACGUCGUCGAGCUCGAUUGGAUCCGAACUAUAGCGCAACUCAGCAGGCACGGGACACUGAAGGCCAUAGGCAAGCUCGCUUGGAUCCGGAAUACCGCGCUGCAGAACAAGGACGAAACACGGCUGGGCAUCGACGAACUCGCUUGGAUUCGGAGUACAGCAUAGCUGAACAAGCUCGGAACACUGAGUCCCGUCGGCAAGCUCGUCUGGAUCUGGACUACGUUGGCGAGGAACAGGAGCGAAACACAGCCGGACGUCUGGAUCCGGGCACCGUUGCUGAGGAACAAGAGCGAAAUACAGCAGGACGUCGUCGGGCUCGUCUGGAUCCGGACUACGUUGUCGAGGAACAAGAGCGAAACACAGCCGGACGUCGUCGAGCUCGUCCGGAUCCGGGCACCGUUGCUGAGGAACAAGAGCUUAAUACAGCAGGACGUCGUCGAGCUCGUCUGGAUCCGGACUACAUUGUCGAGGAACAAGAGCGAAACACAGCCGGACGUCGUCGAGCUCGUCUGGAUCCGGGCACCGUUGCUGAGGAACAAGAGCGAAAUACAGCAGGACGUCGUCGAGCUCGUCUGGAUCCGGACUACGUUGUCGAGGAACAAGAGCGAAACACAGCCGGACGUCAUCGAGCUCGUCUGGAUCCGGGCUAUGUUGCUGAAGAACAAGAGCGAAACACGGCCGGACGUCGUCAAGCUCGCUUAAAUCCAAACUACAGCGCUGCUGAACGAGAGAGAAAUGCUGAACAACACCGAAUAAGGAGGAAUAACCCGGUUACAAGCGCCGAGGAACGAACUACAAACACAUCGCAAAGGAGAGAAACUCGCCAGCAACGGAGACUACGAGAACAACAAAUUCGGAAUAUGGCAGAGGAGCGCCUUAUUACUUUCAGAGGAAAUUCAGAAAAUCGAUUGGAAGCAUCUAGAAGGCAAUCACAAAGGAAUAUUGCAGCAAGAGCCGAUCGAACAGAAGAAGAACGGGAGGAAGCCAGAGAAAGGGAACGCCAGCGAAGAAGGGAAUCUGCAACUACAGUAUAUAAGAGGAAAAUCAAGGAAGGACCAACGGAAUGCUGCAUAUGCUGUGGAGGGACGUGGUUCCCAGACAAGCCCUUCCACGCACAUCUGACAAUACCCAUACUAUCCAAGUCCAUUUAA